UGCAAAAGAUCACGUGAGAGAGCUCCCGCGUGUUGACAGAGCGCAGGAGCCGCCGCUGCUCCCGCCCUUCCUCCCCCGGCUCCUGGGGCAUCUCCGAACCGACGCGCCAACCGCCACUGACCGGGGACAGGAUGAGGCCUACGGGCACCUUCCAGCCGUUGGUCGGUGGGGAAGCGCCGGGGCAGGAACACACUCCAAUACGCAUGCGCGGCACGUCGGCCAUUACUCGCGGGGCGCCCUGCUGCUCGCGCUGUGCCGGGUGUGCGCCGCCUGGCGGUGAAGCUGGGCGCAGAGCAGCGUGUUGCAGGGCGGGGCCUCUCCAUUUUGGGGCCUUGUUUGGAAGGGGAGGGGGAUGUGGCUGUCCCGGGGAGCCUGAGGGGAAGUGUCAGAGAGCUGCACUUUUCCAGCAGCACCCCCCAGCCUCUCAGCAGGAGGGGCAACAACAUGGAGGCCGGCCGGGGGGUGCUGCUGGACCACACUCCACAUUUCCACCUGGCCUGGGCUGCUAACGAAUGUGCUAGGCCAGAGGUUCUUGCCUGGAUCUGGCCCCCGAGGCUCCGCAUUGAGGAGCCCGUGCUGGUGCUCCAGUCCCCCAGCCACUCGCCCACAGGGCUGGAUCACACAAAUCUACUCGCCUCAGUCCCCUAGGCUCUGGUGUGCAAGGGGAUUGUGGGGAGUGUGUUUCUCCUCAGUCAGGGGCCUCUCACUUUGUGUGUGGCCCCGGCUGACUGAUUUUUCUGUGGGUCAGCGGCCCCUGAUCCAAAAAAGGUUUCCCACCCCUGCCUUAGAGGGUGACCUCCUCUUCAUACAUUCACAAUGUUGUUUAACACCAUUACAAACGCUGGAAGCAAGAUCGGGUGUGUGUGUGUAUAUAUAUAUAUAUAUAUAUAUGGGGUGCAGAGUGAGAGCCGGCAAACUCUCCCAUGUAAUAACUUGGGAACAUAGUGGUCUCACCCUCAGUUUGAGAGACCCCACCUCUGUUGGAUGAGUGAUGGGAGUGAUUCACCUUGUGAUGCAUCUCCCUCACCCUUGCACUAGUCUUAAGCUUCCAUUCAGGGGGCUGCUUGUGAACCAUACAGACUGGCACAGUUCCUGUCUUGUGUACCAUAGAGAUGACCCUUGCUGUGUGGUCUCCCUCUUCCACCAAAACAGCACCACUACUCCAGGCUACAUAAAAAAUACUAGUGAAGUCAUUGCAAACUAAAAUUUGAUAGAGACAAUAACUUGUUUAUACUUCUCUAUUUAUUAUAUAGUGAAAUAGGAAGUCUUGCCCCUUCACUCUGACUGGGCAUGCUCCAAACGCUGGGACAGCAUAAAAGGCAGUAACACAGCUCAGUCUGGGCUGGCCAGCGAAGGACAAGAACCUUCACCAGGAGCUCCAGAACCGCACUGGCCAGAGACUCAGAUGGUGGGACCCCGGAGACCGCCGCAAACUACCAGCACCGCAGGAGCCCCAGGGAGAGCCGGCUGCGGAGGAUCCAGAGACUUCUUUUAAUGGACCUGCACCAGCAUUGGAAGGAAGUGACCCAUGGACGGUAGCGGAAUGGUAUCUCCCAUUCAGGUGAACUUGGUGUGUUUUGUUCGGACUCCCUGCUGAGCGAGUGACAGAAUGCUCUGCCACUCACGGGACACUGGGUUGGGACCUAGUGGAAUAGGAUAUGCCUAGGUCCCCCUACUGGGGCAGUUGCCCUCCCCCCCAAUUUAUUAACUCUGCACUGAGUUAAAGGGCUACUCCAUAAUGACUUUGGCCACAAGGCUGUGCUUACCCUGAGUUAAAAGGCCAUUCCCCUUUAUUGACUUUGCCCUGAGCUGAGGGCUUCCCCAUAAUUGACUCUGACCAUGUUGCCCUGUGUUAAAGGGCCACUCCCUAUUGACUCUGGCUAGUAGGCCACGCUGCCCUGAACAAAAGGCCAUUCCCCUUCAUUGACUCUGGCUGAUAGGCUGUGUUGCCCUGAGCUAAGGGUUCCCCCAUCAUUGAUUCUAGCUGUUAGGCUGGACUUCUUUGAGAUAAGGGCUAACUUCAUUGUCUCUGGCUGUCGGCCUUUACUGCCCUGAGUUAAGGGUUAAUUCUAUUGACUCUGGAUGUUGGGCUGGAUAGCCCUGAGAUGAGGAUUGACCUUAUUGACUUUAGCCAUUAGGAUAUACUACUCCAGACUGAGGGUUGUUAUUUACAGACUAAAAGAGCCUGCCAACUGACCGGCGACUAAGUAAGCGGUGUCCACACACCGGGUCCCCUCAACCCCAGAGAUGGAGUGUGCAGAGGCUGCAAUGGUAUGAAUAUUCAAUUUUGGAAGGAAGUCUCUGUGGACAUGAAUGAAUCAAAUUGUGUGUUUUGUCAUAAUCAAUGCACGUGAUGGACAUAGGUCUUCAAAGUUCUAUUUACAAAUGCACAGUGCUGUACUUUCCUGCAAGGGAGGUAGUUCUCCCCAGAAGAUCCACAUAUCACAUCCCCAUCAACUGCAUUUCCCUGGAUACUGAGCUGUAACUUUCAAAGCAUCAGAAACAAAACUUCUAAAGAUCCGCCUUUCUCUCCUCCUUAUUGGACAAUGUAAAUCAGAGCUUUUUAAGACCAUCUGUGUCUAUUGUCUGUAUGAGUUAACAGAGCAAUGGAACAUGCAUUAGUUAACUGAAAGAGACUUGCUUUACUUCUAGCUCUCCUUCCACAUCUCUCCCAGUAGAUCAGUUUGGCAGGAUCUUAUUAGCUACAUUUGACAGUUUUGCAAAAUUUAUGAACAAACUUACUUCAGCUUGGACCUUCCACAUUUAGGAUUUAGGAUUUAGAAACGUGAUAGCAGUUUUUAUUUAUGAGCCUCAGUCUCUCUUUUGCUAUUAUCUUUAGCACUAUUUUUUAUGUACUGUUGGAGAAGGAAAAUUUAUUGUCUUAAUUUCCUUAGUGCAGGAGACUUUGCAUGCGUUCUUGCUUAUAUUUGUGUUCCCCCACUCCCACCCCUUCUCAUGCAAAAAUGCAGUGGUUGUUGUAGCACCUAAACUUUUAAUUUUUCAGUAGGCUAUUGGUGUGCAUUUGUGGGGGUUUUUUAUUGUUAUUUCUAGCAGCAAGAUGCUAUUAGAUGCAGAGAUGAGGAAAGCCAACAUCCUAGCCUCUCUCCAGGCUUUGGGGGAGGAUUCUGCAAAUGGGAGAAAGAGAAGGAAUCCUAGAAGAAAUUUCAUCUCUGAUCUGAGUCCUGCUGUGUGCGGCUGCCUUCCUCCAGGGAAACUUCUGUGUGGAUCCAGAUUCACUGAUGGAAUUCUCCAAAGGGGAAAUCUCAUAGGCUCACUGGCUUUGGAAAGGGUGAAACUGCCAAAGGCAAAGCUUGGGAAAAAGUUCAGAAUUCCUAAAGGCAAAGGAAACAGGAGAUGGGCACUCUCCCAAUCUAUGCAGCACAUCAUGCCCUCAUCCCAGGAAGACCAGCCAAAUCUUCUGUUCAGAUUUCAGAAAAUUGCUAAAAGCAUUGUCAUACUUUGCUUACUUUACAGAGAGCACCAUCUUCUAGCCAACCUCAGCUAUGGGAUUGAGCGAGUCAAGAGAUGGAGAGCCCAGCCAAACCACAUGGAACAGUCUAAAGAAGAGAUCCUCUUUGAUGUGACACUGUUCAGAGCUAAUAAACAGUCAAGGAUUUCUGAGCACGCCAUACAUAUUCUUCGUCAGUGUCCUCAGGAGCGAAGUGAAAAGGAUAUCAGCUACAUACUAAUCACUCUGCAGCCUGUGAAGGCCUUUGGAAAUUACUCCACAAUUAUUCAGAAGAAGAUGGCAAAGGCUGCAUGGUAUUCAAGGUAUGAAUCCUGCCAAGUAAUGAUCCAACAGGGCUACACACCACACUCCUUCUAUAUCUGUCUCUCAGGAUCUGCAACAGUUAUCAAGAAGAACAAUGACAGUGGUGGGGUAAAGCCUACCUGGUUCUUUAGUCAAGGGGAUGCAUUUGGGGAUAGAGAGAUUAUAAAUGGUGACUGUUGGCAGACAACUAUUAUUAUUCAGGAACCCGCUGAGUUUCUCUGUAUUGACCGAGAGGAUUUCGUCAAGAUAUUCCUGUACGAUGGGAAAAAAGUGUUUGGAGACCCUGAGCAGAUGUGGUUUCUGAGAAGUCUGCACUGUUUUAAAGGUUGGCCCAUCCAUCUGCUGGAAGACAAUCCUGGGAAAUGCACAGUCUGCCGUUACAGAAGAGGAACUGUCAUUCUGAGAAACAGUAAUAUGACUGACUGGAUUUACAUUGUGAAAGAAGGAAGUUGUUCUGUGCUGAAGAUUUUUAAAGAUGAUUCUUGCCUAAGCAACAGAGAUUCCUCCAACAGAAUAACACAAGCUGAAACUGACAUUCACAAAUCUUUGUUGACAAGCAGGACAGAGUCUCCUGUCAUCAUCACCAUAGAUACUUUGCUGCAGGGAGCUGUGUUGGGGCUGUUAGACUUUCUUUUUGAGGAUCAGCCAAAUUUGUGUGUAGUUAGCAAUGGAGCUGAGUGUUUUAAAAUCUCAAAGAAGUUUUAUCUGCAUCAUGCUUCCAAAGAUCUACUGCAGAGGCUGCGGAAAAAAGAACGUUCCUAUCCCAGUGAGGCAGAGCUGAAGGAACAGCUGCAGCAGGAGAUACAAUGGCAGAUUUUUCGCAAAGCAUCUUUAAUGAACACAGUUCAACAGAUUGAACUUAAACGCAAACUGCUUCAACAUUCCUAUAUGAGUAAUGAGCUUUACCCAUGGUGGAAGAACUGACUUGUGCACAAAUUUUUGCAACAGUAGAGCUAUCAGUCCAUACCCGCUUACGUGGCUAAAACAUCUAUCUCCAGACAUGAAAGAUGGCAGUGUUAAAUCAGGGCUAUAAUGUCUUCACUUUUAGGAUGGGCUACAGUAGCAAAAACAUUAAGGGAAGUGUCUUCUCUCUGUGUGUUAAUACCUAGUAUUAUAAAACUCUUUGCUUCAUGAUAAUUACCUCUGUGAUAGACAUCUGUUUUAUUAUCUACCAAUCUUCUACCCAACUGCUAUCAAAAGUGAAGAAACAUGAAGUUUUUUCUAGACAAUUGGUACACACUGGAUCAAAAUGUCACAGCAGCCAUUAUCUAUCAACUUCAAUAUAACUCACUGGAUUAAUUACACUGAUUAUUGCUGAAGGUAACAAUAGCAGAGUUAGAUUGUAUGGUGUACCUUGUAUAACAAGGCUAUUAUUAUUUCCUGGAAAGAAACCAGGAAAGGCUUGAAUAUUUUCUGCUGGAGAAAACAGUGCAUGAAAAAUUUAGAAUUUGCCAUAGCAUAGAAACAGAAUAUGAUUUCAGAUACUUAAAAAUUGAAUCUAAUGUUGUGGAAUUCUGUAGUUUGUAUGAAAGAAUAGGCUAAUAACCUUGAAAAAACAGCCAAGAAGCUGCAACUAUGAGUAGUGUUGGUGCCAUUCUGGGUUUUACUUUAAAAUACUCUGCCUUAAUUAACCUUUACAAUUGUACCUUACUACUUUUACUGUUAACUGAUUGUUUUAUAUUUUAAAACUUGUCUAAAUUAUGCGUUAGUGUAUGUAACUUGAAUGCAGAAGUACAUUUCUACUUCCAGGUAGUGUUUACUUAAAUUGAUUCACUGAUAUGGCAACUGUUUUUAUAAUUACUAUUUAAAAUAUUGUAAAAUGCCUGUUUUCUGACUUUGGACUCAAAGAAAAUAUCCUCCCUCACUUGAUGGUUCAGUCUAGGAAAGGAGAGAUAAUUGCCAUGUUACUGAUUUUGUUUGAAUCUUCUGUUUAAAAAAAAAUGUAUCUUAUACAUUUUGCAAUUAAUAGGAAAUAAAACAAAAUACAAAAUCUAUAUUAGAAUUUUAUUAUAUUCUGGUGAAAUCAAAGUAAAAGGAACAUCAAAACAUCCACAAACUGUGACUGAAUGUUACCUUGUCAUGGUCACAUGGGGGACAAAAGUGCUUGUAAGAACAAAAGAAUUAGAGGGAUUAUUAGAAUUGUAACACUGGUGAUACUUUAUUUCCUGUAUGAAGAAUUUUAUUCAGUAGGUAUUAAAGGCUGAAUGAAAGUCUACUACUGAUUGAUAAAUGAACACAGAAAAAUCCUAAAGAACCCAACUCUCAUCCAAAACAUCUAGAACUUUAAUAUUUACUGUUCUACCCUUAUGCAUUUUCAAGAGUGAAUGAUGGCAUUAAGAUGAUGGUUAACAAACUGGUAACUUUAUCAUUUUCACCAUGGUAAAGAGGGAUGACAGACUUUAGAAUUUAUUUAUACAUUCACAGUAGGGACAAGAUCACUUUUAAAGCUUAAAUUCUAUUGACACAUGCCAAUUGUGGUGGCACACCUAAAGCAUCUUCUAGUCAGUCAGUUGAAUUCAGAUGCAUCUCAGCCAUCCUAUCCUAGUCUAAAUCUGUUUACCCCAGAAAUAUGCAGUAGUAUAUGAAGACUGGAACAGCAACAGUAGAUUCUCUCUUUUUUUUUUUUUAAACACACACACACUUUCCUAAGGCCCUUUUUACAUUUCUCCACCUCACCUACAGCAGUGAUGCAUAAUAUUACGUAAACAUUUACUGAAUUAGCACUUAGUUGAGGUAGCAGGUGAGAACAGAGGCAGCAGUAACAGAGUACUGUACUGCAGAGAAGAUGGAAUUUCUAGCAAAACAAAGGUACUACUUUGUUAGUUUUCUUAUAUUUUGGCAAUAUUAUAAACUAAACAAACAAAAAGGAGAUAUCUCCCCAUAGGAAAAAAUCUUUCCAGAAAGAAACACUAUUCCUAUUAAAAAAAAAAAAAAAAAAAAAA
Pelodiscus sinensis (Chinese soft-shelled turtle) is the source of this 6714-nucleotide messenger RNA. The record is from RefSeq and is a predicted model, not a curated record. NCBI's taxonomy places the organism in Eukaryota, Metazoa, Chordata, Testudines, Trionychidae.